Molecule: messenger RNA, 5357 nt
Organism: Ceutorhynchus assimilis (cabbage seed weevil)
Lineage: Eukaryota; Metazoa; Arthropoda; Insecta; Coleoptera; Curculionidae
Source: the annotation of a GenBank genome assembly
CGCGAAACGUGCUCUCGAGCGCCCCCAAGAAAAGUGGAGUGGUGGAUUAUUUUCAAGUGGCGCGAAUCGAGAUCGCCUCCUCAAACGUAUUGUACCCUGGCGCGUUCUCGCAAUGUAAAUAAAAUCAAAAUACCGUAAUCACGGCGGUGGAUGGGUGUUAUGUUUUACGUUACGACAAUUAUUUGGCUGCUGGCCAUAGGCGGCCGUAUCACUUUAUGCAGCGAGUUUCCUGAACGAGAGUGCUGCGAUAUUACCACUACCGAAGCGACAUCUACAGCUGGUGUGUUACUUACUUCAUCAGCACCACGAACUGGCUCCAACGCAAAGACAACAGUAUCCAUACUAAACUGUAUAACUGCCAGGCAGCUUUGUUUCAACGACAGCUCGUGUUCUUCAAUUUUAGAAAUCAUACCUCGAGUUUGUGGACCGGAAGUUGUCGCUUGCUCAACAAUAACGGUAACAAAAUGCCAAGCGGCACUGCGUACGCUGCAAGCGUUUCCAUUCUUUAAGCCCACCUGUCUUUGUCGAGAACCGCACAUGGAUCCAGAGUGUAACACCUUCAGGGAUUUCUUGUUCGACCAUCCUUGUGUGUUUGUUAAAGAAAAAGAAAAAGAUCCUUAUCCAGUUGACGCCUUGCCCACUUGCACUCAUGCUCAUUUCGUAUGUCAACAAGAAGCCAAAUGCAUUAAACUCUAUGAGGAUUUUAAAACGCAUUGUAAAGUUCGCGAUAAUAAAUGUAGAAUGGAAAACAGGGAUUUAUGUUUCGAUGCUUGGACUGGUCUACGUCGAUCUCCAAUGUUCGGUUGCAUCUGUCCAAAUAAUCACAUGAAAAAACGUUGCGACAGAAUGUUUAGCAUCGUCAACCAUAAUCCGUGUGUCGCUUCGGAAAAUACAUCGAUGACAUCGUGGUCGUAUCCAGACGAAAUCGACAAUGUCGUACUGGUGAAAAAUCCUCUGGUGGACGCCAAUGGACAGGAAGCGCAUGCCAAUUACGAUCAUAUCACGUUAAACAUCUUGAAAAACGACAAAAUUAAAACGCACCAUAAACACCGCCAUUCUUAUCCUGUUGACGAAGAGGAUCUGGCAAACCCGAUCGAGCAUAGUCUGGGCGGUGUUUCAAGUAACACCAUAGACACAGAAGUAAAAAAGUUAGUUUUCGAAAACACCUGUCAGAGCGCUAUGGAUAGUUGCAGCAAUAACUAUCACUGCAGAAUGAUGCUGGCGCCGAUUCUGCAUCACUGUGACGUGACGCGUUGCAACAGAAACAAUUGUAUGGAAGCUCUGAGAGCGUUUUACGCAAAACCGGAUUUUCCUUGGAACAUUGAAAUUGCGUUUUGUUUGUGCAAAAAAACCGAUAACAAAGACGAUUCUUGCUUGGUCGCGCAAGAAAAAUUGCAUCCAGCGUGCGCGCAACGCAUCGAAGAUUCACCGCAACCCACAUGCUUGCAUCUAGCGGAAGAUUGUAAGGAAAAUAAGGCGUGCAGAUCGAAACUGGAGUAUUAUGAGCAAUCCUGUGCCGUCGACAGUGUAACAAAAAAAUGCGCCGGUUCUCCGUCGGAAUGCAGAAAAUCUAUUUUGGCCAUUUUGGGCACCGAUUUAAGAACCACGUGCGCUUGCAAGGGUACUGACAUGAGUCAAUUGUACGAGUGUCUUGGUUGGCAGCGACUCCUUUGGGUUAAUCCAUGUGUCGUUGAGGCGCAGAAACACUAUCACAUGAAGAAAGCGGCCGAACAAAGCAGACUCUCCUCAACACACACUCCAACGCGAACCACCCCUACCUCUACCACUACCAGUACCACUACAACCACCACCCCACGAACCUCUCCGGCCACCGUCCGUCUGAUCACAGUUAAAUCAGUUACAGAAGCAUCGGUUAAGGUAUAUACAGAGUUUCUGCCCCCACCGCAAGCUUUCGUGCCCACUUCAACUCUACCACCCACCACAACAGCUAGUACUACGACUAGUACUACCACUAAAAGAACUACUACGACUGUAAGGACUCGACCAACUAGGACUACUACAACUUUGCCACCAAGAUCAUGCAUUGUCCAGAGGCCACAAUUUUCUGAUCAAUUUAUAAGGGAGGGAAGCUUUAAGAGGAUUUACCACGACGAUGAAUUUGAAUGUUCCGACGUAUGCGAAUGCGAACUUGGCGAAAAACUGUCGUGUCGCACCAUUUGUAUCGACCGGAUGCCUUGCAAAACCGAAUUCGCUUUUUACAAUCACGCAGCUCCAGCUUAUCAAGCUUUCAGAGGCCGAUGUCUUUGCUAUUCGGGCCGAUUUAUUUGUAUGAAACCUUCGCCUACGGACUACACUUUGCCACACGGCGUGUUCCUCUUCUUGGGCUACAGUGAAGUGGAUGAAAGAGAAUUGAAUAAAAAUCAUACCACGCAUUUGGUGGUCAUACAGGAUGUUGUAAGGGUGUUGCAGACGUUUAUUAGAGAGGAGGCUGAGAAGAAAAAUGGAUCCUUAUGCACAUUGGAAUUUUUCAAUUCGACGAGAGAAAAUGUUAUUUUGGUAGGAAAACUGUCAGAUGAAUUUGAUGAUAGUAAAUUGACUCCCAUGGAAAUAUUGGAAAAAGAAAAGGAUGAAUGUUCCGAGUUCCUAGAAACAAUCACCGACCGCAUCAAUAACCGACACACAGAAUUUUUAUCGCACGUCCUCUUAUCCGUCUUCAAAAUGGCCGAAAUCGAAAUCGUACCAGUGGAAACGUCCCGCGCCGCGCCCAGUACCACCACAUCGAAUACCGUUUUCAUUUUCCUUUUAAUCCUAUCCAUUUUCACUAUUAAAAACUAUCUGACAACGUCGUGACAAUGAGACUGAAACAAUACAUAUCACUUUAUGUAGCUUAGUAGGGUGUCUUUGAAACACUUUUGCUAUAAUUAUUAUAAAUUGAAAAAUGUAUGUUUUUUUUCUUUGCAGUAAAUAGUUGGUUCCAGAGUCGAUUUGUAUAAAAGAAAAUUAUAAGCGCACCCUAGUGUAUAUUGAUCAUAGCAAAAUUACGCACUGUUGCCAAAUAUUUUGCAUUUUUGGCAACUAUGUAAAUAGAAUAACAGAAACGCUUAAGUCGUUUUGACAUUUGCCUACUUUUUCUGGCUGUCAGUUAUUGCGGUGACAAUGACAGUUUUCUUCAAAGCGCCUUUGUCAAAGGCUGUCUAUGAAAAAGAAACGAAAAGCCAUUUACCCAUGGAUUAGGGAUUGGUUGUCGAAUGUAGGUACACCACCUUUUUUUUUACUUCAAAAUUUGAAAAACAUAGUGACAAUCUUCUGGAUGGGAAAACAUAAAAAAAAUGUGUUUUUCAUGUGACGUGGCAACAUUAAUCAAAAUACUCAAUUUGAACACUUUCAAUAGGAACCACUUUUUCAGGCAGACUCCAGUGAAGUAGGUUUAUCUUUAACAGUUUUCGAGAAUAUAAUUUAAAUCGGUAAAAACCGUUCAUACAAACCAAUGUCUCUUUCCAACACACAGUUUCUUAUGACAAAAACGGAUAUAAUUUGGUUUCUCUAAAACUUUUGAAGAUACACCUAUCAAACUUUAUAUCAUUGAACUCAGCACAAAUAGAACUAUCUAAUUAUUACAUCAUGUGUCCUAUUGAAAAAACAGAUAGACUUUGGUCGAUUUCAAUCGGAGAGAAUUAGGAAAAAAAAAACAGAAUACGUCACUGGAAUCUUGUUGAAAAUGUGCCUCUUGAAAAUUUUUACAGAAAUAAAUUACUAUCGUAAACAAAAAAGUUAUGAAGCUUUCACAAUAUUAUUCAUCAUAAUCGAGAAAUGCUUGUUACCAGGAAAAAAUAUCAAAAUACAGUUUGCGCCAUUGUCCAUUGGAGUUAACUCAACGAAACUAAACUCUAGUUCCUUUGACUAUGACGUGUCCAUUGUUAAUUGCCAACAACAAAUUAGACACGGUUGCCAAAUAAUUUGUUUUUAAAAAAUUAUCCAUUUGUGGCAACUGCAUAAAUACAAAUACAUUCGCAUAUUUUGAACAACGCUUUGGAUGUCGCAAGCAUUUUUCAAACCCAACCAGUAGAAAAUGAGUUCUAAUAAGAAUGCGCCAUUUUAAAAGGAAAGUUUCGAUGCAAACGGGGCUUGGGGCUUUUAACGAGGCAUGGUUGUGUCAUACCAAAAAAUUUUUCUAGAUAAAAAUAUGGUUUUGAAAUAAAUUUAGUGACAAUAUUGCAACCGUGUACAAACAAUAAAAUCAACCAGAUAAAGUAGGCGGGUCUAUGACGUGUUCACGUUUGAUUGGCAGCACGUGUGGGUGCAUCUUUCCAGUGGCGUAUGUGACUUUUGAACAAACUUUUACCUCGAAAAAAAAAAACAAUUAAAAUGAAAACACUUUGUACAUAAAAAAAAUAAUUGUUGACUAUUAAAAAUUAUUGUUACUGUUAUUAGACUACAUUAGUCACUGACUGUCGUCGUUUCAAAGGCAUUGCUCAGAUCUUUAGAUAAAUUUAUAUAUUAUAAGGAACCUAAAAUGUUCUUUAUUUUAUAAUUGCUUUUCACGUAAAAGGAACAUUUAAAAAAAAAACGUAGUUAAUACAUUACAUAUCUGGAAAUGUCUUCCUUAUUAAAUGUGAGUUGUUGACCGUCCCUGGGACUAUGUAAUGUAACAAAUAGAAAUAUUUUCUCAAUCUCUAUUGAUGUCCCUUCUCUAUUGAUUUCGAAAAGAGAGAAAAAGGCAGCAAAUGCCAUAGCGAUAGAGAUAACGAUCUCUAUCCAUUACAUAGUCCCAGUGCGUAUCUCUUAUUGAUAAUUUACAGGUUAGAAUGGAUAUUUGUUUACUGUAAAGAUGCAAAUUUGAUUUUGUAAUACAGAUGCACCAAAACCUUUUUUAGACAAAUUUCACUACAUAUUAACUUUGUAUCUUUAUAAUAAAUAACAAGCAAUAAAAUUGUAUACUAUAUUAACGGUUGCUCAGGCUCAGGCUCAGGAGACAAUUUUCUCUAUUCUAAAAUUAUUUUCAAUUAUUUAAACCAAGACAAAAUAUAGGCAGCCAAUCUUUUGGCACAUGACUCCUUAUUUCUUAUUUAUUCUAACCUGUAUGAUAACUAUUAGAUCUAAAUCUACCCCUUAGCUUUAAAAAAAUUGUCAAGGCUUAUUUGUAACAAAUACAUAUCAUAAAAUAGCUUUAAUAAGUACGAAAAAACCACACACUGUGUAUAGUAAAAGAGUCUACACAUGAUACUGCAUUGGUUGUAGGUAAUUAUUAUUAAUGUAAUUGUAAAAGAAUUAAAUUAUUUUUUUGCUACUCGAACUUUACACUUUUAGAUAAUGGGAUUAGAUAGAGAUUGUUUAGGAACUAGCAAAAUGAACGAUUUUUUUGUUGAUAAUAAAGCUUAUUGAUUUUUUAAUGAAUA